Molecule: messenger RNA, 2728 nt
Organism: Habropoda laboriosa
Lineage: Eukaryota; Metazoa; Arthropoda; Insecta; Hymenoptera; Apidae
Gene: TpnT
Product: troponin T, skeletal muscle
Exons: 14
Coding region: 293-1492 (399 amino acids)
Biological process (GO): sarcomere organization; muscle contraction; regulation of muscle contraction
Cellular component (GO): troponin complex
Molecular function (GO): tropomyosin binding
Source: RefSeq, a predicted model, not a curated record
AGGGGGCGAGAUCUCGAGUGCCGGUGUAGGCAUCGUUCCCGAGUCUUGGUGCUGUCCAGACUCUGUUCGCAGGACUUCAGAGCCGCUCGAGCUGUCGCGGACUCCACAUUCCACCGGCAAAAGCUCUUCCGUGCGUGCCUGUUGGGAAGCAUCUCUUUGCUCGGCUGGUGGCCCGAGGCGAACCCUCCAUACCACACGUCAUACACACACUAGUCCCACCACCCACUCACACAACAUUGCCACGUACACGCACACAUUAACACCGUUCGAGUCACCGUAACCACCAGCAAACAUGUCUGACGACGAGGAACAAUACUCCAGCGAGGAGGAGGUGGUCGAGGAAACGGGUAGGGCGUCCCAAAAGGACUCUGGGGAGAAUAUCGAGUUUAUGAAGAGGCAGGAACAGAAGAGAAGCGACCUAGACGAACAGCUCAAGGAAUACAUUGCAGAAUGGCGAAAGCAGAGAGCCAAGGAGGAGGAGGAACUGAAGAGAUUGAAGGAGAAGCAAGCGAAGCGCAAGAUCACUCGCGCGGACGAGGAGAAGAGAUUGGCUCAGAAAAAGAAGGAGGAGGAAGAACGUCGCCAACGUGAAAUCGAGGAGAAGAAACAACGUGAUAUGGAAGAAAAGAGAAGGCGCCUUGAAGAAUCAGAAAAGAAACGUCAGGCUAUGAUGCAGGCGAUGAAAGAACAAAGCAAGAAAGGCCCUAACUUUACCAUCACCAGGAAAGACCUAGCGGUAAGUGGUAACCUUACGUCGGCGCAACUGGAGCGCAACAAGACGAAAGAACAGCUCGAGGAGGAGAAGAAAAUCUCGCUGAGCAUUCGCAUCAAACCUUUGGAAAUCGAGGGUUUCUCCAUUGAAAAGCUCCGUUCGAAGGCCAACGAACUCUGGGACACCAUUGUCAAGCUGGAAACGGAGAAAUACGAUCUUGAAGAGCGACAGAAACGCCAGGACUAUGACCUUAAAGAAUUAAAGGAACGUCAGAAGCAGCAGUUGAGGCACAAGGCCUUGAAGAAAGGUCUUGAUCCCGAAGCCCUUACCGGCAAGUACCCUCCCAAGAUCCAAGUCGCCUCCAAAUACGAGCGUCGCGUGGAUACCAGGUCUUACGACGACAAGAAGAAGCUCUUCGAGGGUGGCUAUGACACGCUUUUAGCGGAGUACAACGAGAAACUGUGGAAACAGAAAACAGAACAGUUCAUGAAGCGCACCAAAACGAAGUUACCGAAGUGGUUCGGCGAGAGGCCAGGCAAGAAACCAGGAGACCCCGAAUCUCCGGAAGGCGAAGAAGACGUGAAGGCUGCGGCUGAAGACGAAGAAUUAGAGGAGCCACAAUUCGACGAAGAAGAAGAGGAGGAGGAGGAGGAAGAGGAAGAGGAGGAGGGUGACGAGAAGAAGGAGGGAGAAGGUGAGGGUGAAGAAGAGGAGGAGGAAGAAGAGGAGGAAGAGGAGGAGGAGGAAGAGGAAGAAGAGGAGGAGGAAGAGGAAGAAUAAAUUAAACAAAAAAGUCUCCUCUGGAAAAUCGACACCUAACCGCAGAUUCAAAUCGUAUUUGAUCAUCAAAAACAAUCUUCGAAACAUCCUACGAACCAACGAAUAUAUAGUCGUGGCGGCAGUAGAGAUCAACAAUGGGAUACGCCAUUGUACCAGAAUCUCGUCGUUAUAGGCGGCUUUACGUUUCCAGUCUUACGCGACAACCAAAACGAUUGCGAGAGGGCGACGCAAGAAGGCGCACGUUUCCACGUUACUACAUGCCUCUACGCGAAACAACCUAACCUAUAACGGCGAGCAUUCCGGCGAGAUAAAAUACGCUGUUACUAUUUCUCAGCUGUUCUACCACUACUACAUCUACUAUUAUUACUCUACUACUUCUAUUGCUACUACAAUUAUUAUUAUUAUAUUGUACAAAAUACACGCACACACAUUAUUAAAAUAAAAUGAGAACGGUUUAUCGUAAUUAACGAGUUCCGCGAGGAAGCUUCCCUAUCCUAAGGAGAAGAACCUUGAUUUGAUACGUUACACGAACUUGUAAUCACGAAUUGUAAAUUAUAAGUGUUCCAAUGGGGAAGAAAACUGUUCCUUAUUAAGACUUCAAUCACGUGUUCUUUAUUCACACUCAAAAAACUAACACACCGAUUCGACGACUUUCUUUAGAUUCUUGCUGACAUAGAUUACGUCGAUAAAUAAAUUCGGAGAUCACGAGAGAGAAAAAAUAAAUUGGAAAAUGAUGAAUCUGCGACGGUUCAUGGAACGGGAGUAGUUUUCCUUGUAAAAACAAAAGUUCCUCCCGAAUCGUAGGGGUAAAAAAACUUUCGCCCAGCGCCCUUGCAUUCCACUAACUUAACCUUACCUCACGACGUCGUGACAGAAGAAUUCCGAUGAAACCGUAAUGGCUUAUUCAUGAAAAUCACCCUGGUGGCACUUUACUUUUUUCUCGAUCUAUUUUUAUCACCCUUACUUGACCUUUUCUUCGAGUAUUCUUCUGUUAUGAGUGCAACGUGCUUAUCGAAUAUAAUUAACGACACCUAUGCACCGUCGAUGAAUCACAUCGCUUUUGUUACCGACACCCACAACACGUUGUAUUCCUAAUUAAAAACAUACGAACCCGCGACUUCGCUGAAAGCAAUAUGUAUACGAAAAUACAUCGAUCGAUUUAUGAUGCGUUCGUAAAUACUCGACAGUCGUCAUGACGUUUCGGAUUCGCGCCAAAACUUAUAAACAGGUACGGGA